This is a messenger RNA of Rotaria sp. Silwood1, 3414 nucleotides long. NCBI's taxonomy places the organism in Eukaryota, Metazoa, Rotifera, Eurotatoria, Philodinida, Philodinidae. The record is from the annotation of a GenBank genome assembly.
AUGGCAAAUGAAAACAUCAACAAUAUAACGAAUGACUGUCAUAUAGUCUGGUUGGAUAGUCAUAUUGAAACCGACAGACGAAGUCAAGAUAUAAGAGGACGUAUACGACAACUGGGUAGAGGUUGUUUAGAGACAUUUGUUAAUCCAGAUCAAUGUAUUGAUGAUAUAACCACAGAACUGAUAGAAAAAAAAGUAUUUCUUAUUAUUUCUAAUUCAUUUGGUCAAGCUAUUGUACCACUUAUAUAUGAAUUACCACAAAUACAAGCAAUAUACAUAUAUUGUCGUGAUCAAAAAGCAGCAGAAAUAUGGUCUAAAUCAAUUGUAAAAGUUUCUGGUAUUUUCACAAAACCAAAAGAACUAUUACAAAAAUUAUCUGAUGAUGUCGAUGUUUAUAAUAAAGAUAAUAAUAUACCAAUGAGUAUAUUUCAUCUUUCUGAACGAGAUAAAACAUUACAAAAUUUAAGUAAAGAAAGUGUAACAUCUAUAUGGUAUCGUUUAAUAUUAAGAGUUCUUCGAUUAAUGGUAAAAUAUGGUAAUGCAAAAGCGGAUAUGAUUACAGCAUGUCAAGCAAGUUAUCAUGACAAUAACGCUCAAAAGAGAAAAAUAAAUGAUUUUGAAAAAGAUUAUUCCACAACAAGAGCAGUUUGGUGGUAUACGUAUGAUAGUUUUCUAUAUCGAUUAUUAAAUAAAGCUUUACGUACACAAGAUAUGGAAAUUAUAUUUAAAUUUCGAUUUUUCAUCAAUGAUCUUCAGAAUGAAAUCGAAAAACUUUACCAUGAAUAUUUAAAUAACUAUUCUUUUCAAUCUAAUCAUCAUUUCACAGUUUAUCGUAGUCAAGUUUUAAGUAUGACAGAACUCGAACACCUUCAACAGAAUAUAAAUGAACUUAUUUCGAUGAAUAGCUUCUUAAGUGCUACAUUGAACUCAGAGGUAGCUGCACUAUAUUCAAUUCCAGGUGAUCAAUUGAAUGAAUCAUCAGCACUACAAUCUGUGUAUUUCAUAAUUGAUGUUUAUAAUAUAAAUAAAGAAACGACGCCAUUUGCAUUUGUAGAACAUCAUUCGUGUAAUUCAGAUGAAAAAGAAGUACUUUUUUCAAUGGGUGCUAUUUUCAAAGUUCAAUCAGUGAAAAAACAUGAUAAUAUAUGGCAUAUUCAUUUAGAACUAAGUAAUGAGCAAAAUCAACUUGGUCAAAACUUGUUAGAUCAUAUGUUGGAACAAGUUAAAUCGGAGCCAGGUCCAUUGUCAUUUGGUUGGUUUCUUUUUCGAAUGAGUGAAUUUGAUAAAGCUAAAGGUUAUGCUAAAUGGAUGAUUCAACAACUUCCACCAAAUGAUAUAGGAAAUGGAGAUGCUUACAAUUUACUUGGUCUCAUUUACAAAGAUACUAAUAAGCUCAAUGAAUCUAUUGAAUCUUAUGAGAAAGCUCUUGAUAUUUAUUUUCGUUUGGGUUAUCAAAAUAGUCCUCGAGCUAUUGCUGUUCAUUGUAGUCUUGGUUUGGCUUAUUUAGCAUCAGGUGACAGUCGAGCUGCAGAUGAACAACAAAGACAAGCCGAAGAAAAGUUAAAUUCAUUACCAAUAAAAAAUCUAUUACUGAAAUCUAAAGUGGAUAGUCUCAAAGCCAAACUUAUGGCAGACUAUGGUUAUAAUACAAUAGCUUUAGAAAAGUUUGAACAGAUUUUACAGAAUAAAAGACAGAAAUUACUAGCAAACCAUCCUUCAAUUGGAACAACGUUGAAUGAUAUAGGUACUGUGUAUGAUAAAAUAGGCAAUAAUGCAAAAGCGCUUGAAUAUUUUCAACAAGCAUUGGAUAUUGGCAAGAAAAGUUUAACACCCGAUCAUUUGGAAUUAGUUGACUAUCAUACAAAUGUUGGUCAUGUGCAUAAUAAACUUGGACAAUUUAAACUUGCUUUUGAACAAUUUUUAUCAGCACUACAAGUUUUGAACUUACUCACAAGUUAUGAAGAUAGACCUAAAGCAAUUGUAACAGAACAAAAGUUGGGUGAGUUGGUAUAUGUCUUUCGUGGCAUAGAAAAAGGCAGACCAGUAUGGCGUUAUGUUCUUGUGCCUGUUAGCAAACUCAAGGAAUUGGAAGAUCAGCAUUCAAGUGCAAAUAUUAAUGUUUUAGAGUUUGGCCGGUUGAUCGAAUACCUUUCUAAUGGAGGUAAAAUUGAACAAAUGUUUGGAUGGGGUUUCGAUCCACCUAGAAUAAUUCAAUCAUGGAUUGAAGAGCAUUAUGAUCCAGCAUCUAUUGAUGAAAAUAUUGAUUUAAUUUAUGAGAAAGAUGAUAUUCGAUUAUGUACUAUACAACGCGCAGUACCACAACAGAAGUUAGGCUUUUGUGUAUAUUAUCAUCGAAAAGAACAUUUUCAUUAUAUCGAGUUCUAUAAUAAUUGGGAAUUAAGUCUGGCCUAUCAAGCAGGCAUUAAAAAUUUUGAUCGAAUCAUCGAGCUAAACGGCAUUAAUAUUGAAAAAGAUACACCGUAUGAACUACGAAAUCGUUUCAAUAUUGACCAGAAUCUUCCAGUACAUAUGCUUGUAUGUAGUCCGGCUACAUAUAUUCACUACAAAUCUACUGGAAAACUUUUGCAUAGUCAUCUUCGAACUGUCCAUCAUUUGAGACCUGUAUAUGCUAUAUCAAUGUUGGACUCGAAUACAAAUGCAAAAGAAGUUACUGUCGAUCAUCAUAGUUUUUGCGCUGUACAAUGGGAAAACAGUUGUACUAUUUCUACAGUACCUCAGUCAGCGGUUUUCAAAUCACCUGAAUAUACUCAUGUAAAUGAUGUCUGUUUUAUCGAAACGGCUGGACACUAUCGAAAAGGACAAAUUAUUUUCAAAGGAUCAAAAUUCAUUCCUCCACAGCAAUUAAUUUGUGAUGUGUUCUCCAAUAAAUUUCCAUCUCUUCGUCAUGUUCAUUUGGGACGUAUCGAUUAUUCCACUUAUCAUUCAUGGACUACGUCACCUUCUCUUCAGUUCGUGUCAAUCUUUUCGUGUAAAUCAAUGUCUAUUCUAGCAAUUCUGACUUCAUGUCCUAAUCUUCAUCAUCUGCAAGUUCAUAUUUUUCCUAGUGACAAUAAUGUAUUCACAUCGUCUACACCACUUAAUCAUCCACUUCGACGACUUAUUGUUUGGAGUAAUUAUACGGAACUAUAUUUUAAUGAUAUUGACAGAUUUCUUGCCUAUACGCCUAACGUCGAAUAUUUAUAUCUACAAACAGUAUAUCGUACACCAUUCAUUCAUUUAGCAAAAGGUCUAAUCAAUCGACUCCAUCAUUUGUUUCGAUUUGAUUGUUAUAUAAGAGAAAUGUUGACCAGAGAUAGCCGUAUUGGUAAUUUAGCUAGUAUACAUAAAAUGCAUUCAUGUUUCUAUGGGAUUCAAUGUAAAGAAGAAAAUGAUAAAUGUCGAAUAUUUUCUACUUAA